AAGUCAAAAUAUGCCAAAGUGCGCAAAUCAGCACAAAGUGUUUCUGUUUUUGAGGCUAUGUGACAUUUCAGUUGACAACUAAUAUUGACAGCAUAUGUCAUAAUAACAAUAAUAUUUUUUUUUUGCAAAUCCUUUUAAAAAUGAUCGAGGUGACUGCGAAAUUAAUUCGUGGCCCCGUGUAUCUAUCCGGUGAGCAAAUCGAAUGCGCCAUAACAUUCUCGCAUCCAAAGUCUGCAGCCCACAAAGUGUCCCAGAGUCACAAUGAUAGUUUUGAAUGUCUCGCAUGGGCUUCCGCUCAAAUUAAUUGUCAAUGCACAACUGACAAUAAAGUGAAGAAGCAGGUAGAUAAAGGCAACAACUUGAAACACAGUGAAACCUCUUUGGCGAUGUGCACACAGGAUGUGGGACAUAUUGAGAUAGCAACAAAACCUAGAAUAUUAUUUUGCGAUUUACGAUUGUCGCCAGGACAAAGUAGAACGUUUAUCUAUAGAGAGAAAAUUCCAAAUGAUGCUCCACCUUCUUACAGAGGACAAUUGGUUAAAUAUUCUUACAAAGUUAUUGUUGGCAUGCAACGGGUGAACAAUGCUAUAAAACUAUUGAAAGUUCCAAUCAGAGUUUUACCAGUCAAUCUGUACGGACUUGGUGAUGCAGCUUGUUUGUGCAAUGAUACCUCAGAGGAACUUUCACCAGCAAAUCCAUUUCUGGAGGUGAAUGAGAAAGAGAAGGAAACUCCAUUUGAAUUUGCUUUGCAAGCUCUACAGAAUAUAACAGCAAGGAGAAACCCUAAUUUUUAUAUGAUUUCCAAUACUUGGGGCAAAGUGGCGCGCUUCUGUUUAUUUAAGCCCUCUUAUAAAUUGGGUGAAGACAUUAUCGGCACGUUCGAUUUUACGAUGGCUUCAGUGAAAUGCGUGCAAGUUUCUGUGUCUCUGCAAUGCGAGGAAGAGACUACAAUUAAGGAAGCUGCUGAGAAGAAUAAUCAAAUUCAAAUUGUAACGUUCAGCAAACAUCAUGAGGUGUGCUUAGGACUUCAGUAUACUCAAUUAAUUCUGCCCAUUCCGUUGCACGUGACGCCAGCAUUCACUACGCAACUGGUGAGCUUGAAAUGGAGAUUACAUUUUGAGUUUGUUACCAGUACAAGCAAAGAAUUGAAUGGACCAGCUGUUGAUGAUCUGGAGUGGAGAGCCCCAAUUGAUUUACCAAUAGAAACAAUGGUCUGGAGUUUACCUAUUAAAUUGUUUUCAACUUCUCCUGUACAGGUGGCUCAAGGUCUGCAAGCCAACACCUGUUAUAAAUUAGUGAUCUAAUAAAUUCAAUUUUAAGCCUUUGGAAA
Nicrophorus vespilloides is the source of this 1330-nucleotide messenger RNA. RefSeq names its product RAB6A-GEF complex partner protein 2. Gene Ontology annotation, cellular component: Golgi membrane; Ric1-Rgp1 guanyl-nucleotide exchange factor complex. The coding region runs from base 141 to 1304 and encodes 387 amino acids. Gene Ontology annotation, biological process: retrograde transport, endosome to Golgi. The record is from RefSeq and is a predicted model, not a curated record. The transcript is spliced from 3 exons. NCBI's taxonomy places the organism in Eukaryota, Metazoa, Arthropoda, Insecta, Coleoptera, Silphidae.